CACGCGCGCGAGCCACAGACCGAAAAAGACACACACAAACCGCUUGUGCGACACCACAUCAACAUCAUUACGGCAGUUUUCGUUACGUUUCAUUGCGCGCACCACACGUCGCUGUCUUAUCACUGGAUACACGCGACACACGUGUAUAUUGUUAUGGUUUUUUUUGUUUUCCAACUUUGUUUCAAUAAAACAUAAAAAGGAGUAUUCGACUUCGCCACGCUGCCUACUAAGGAAAUUGUUUAAUACGUUUUUUUUAAAAUGCUGCAAGACGAAGAAUCGACUGAUGUGAUGGACUUGGACGAGAUUCUUGGUAAUUUCGGACUGGGUAGAUAUCAAGUGACAGUAUGUGCACUAAUGGGCUUAGUACUUAUGUAUUCAAACAUAUCACCUCUAAGUUAUGCUAUAACUGCUAGCGAUCUCAAAUACAGAUGUGAAAUCCCUCAAUGUGAUCAUGGCGAUACAACAUACAAACCUGAUUGGUUACGAAAUGCAGUUCCUUUCAAGGAUAACAUGGACGAACCGUUCAAGUGCCACAAAUACCACGAGGUCACACAAAAUAUAAACGGUACUGAGGAAUCGUUUUAUAAGAAUGCUUCAUGUCUGCCGGACGCUUUUGAUACGAAUUCAGAAGAAAGAUGUGAUCGGUGGAUUUUCGACGACAAAGAAAAGACUAUUGUGAAUGACUUUAACAUAAUGUGCGAAGAAAACAAAUGGAAACUGACGACAGUGGGAACAAUUAAUAGUAUAGGACAAUUCAUUGGAAUCCCUUUGGCUGGUUUCAUUUCAGACAAGUACGGUCGUAAGUUCAUUUUAAUCAUAGGAUCAGUGUCGUCAGCAAUCCUCGGAACUGCGAGAUCUUUCACUACAGAUUACUAUUCAUUUGUUUUAUUUGAACUUUUGGAUUCUGUUGCUUCCAGUGGAGUUUAUGCCGCAACAUUUGUAUUAGGCCUCGAGUUAGUUAGUCCAAAAGCUCGUGUAACUGUUAGUACUCUCAUGGGGUGUUUUUAUCCUAUGGGCGCAGUGCUAAUGGGUUUUGUUGCUUAUAUGGUACUCGACUGGAGGAUAAUGCUCAGGAUUCUUUAUAUACCCGGAUUACUUAUUUUGGGAUACUCGUGGUAUGUACCAGAGUCAAUGCGAUGGCUUCAAACACAAAAUCGAAUUGAGGAAAUGGCAGAAAUUUUAGCAAAAAUCGCUAAAUCGAAUGGAAAAACUAUGCCAGCUAGUGUGAAAGAAGCUUUAUUGACGAAUCCAAAGUCAAAUAAUAACCUCGGAAAUGGUGACGAUGAUGUUAAAUUAUCAUGUAGCACAUUGAUGAAAAAAAUUUUUAGUUCUAAAGAAAUAUUUUUGCGACUCAUUAAUUGCUCAUUUUGUUGGACUACUAUAACGUUAGUGUACUAUGGACUUUCAUUAACUUCUGUUGAGUUUUCGGGGAAUAAAUACUUAAACUUUAUGUUAGUGAAUGCAAUCGAAGUACCAGCGUUUUUAACAUCUUGGUACUUUAUGGAACGCUUUCCUCGGCGAAAUACACAAGCAUUCUCAUUCUUGUUUAGCGGCCUUGGUUGUAUUUUAGUUAAUGUUACACCUGAUGGUCAUUUAUGGUUGAAGUUACUAUUGUUCUUAGGGAGUAAAUAUGCAAUUACUAUGGCGUUUAACACUAUGUAUGUAUUUACAGCUGAAAUGUUCCCUACCGAAUUACGUAUGUCCCUGUUUGGUAUUACUUCAAUGUUUGGCCGUUUUGGUUCUAUGAUAGCACCUCAGAUGUCAUUACUGUCAGCAUAUUUUGGACAAUAUGUACCAAUAUUGUUGUUUGGUAUAAUAUCUUUUGUUGCUGGUGCUUUAGCAUUCUUAUUCCCAGAAACCAAGGAUCAAAAAUUACCUGACACGGUGAAACAAGCUGAAUUAGUUGGAGAAGUUUAGAUUGAAUAAUACUAAAACAUGCAUAACUUUUACACAUGUGGGAACUUGAUAUCCAACUAAAUUCGAUUAACUAAUACAAAUUACACAAUUAGUUAGCGAAUUAUAUGCAUAAACAGUGUUGAAUUGAGUGCCUUAACACAAAAUGUUUUUUUUUUUUUUUUUUUUUUUUUUUAAACUAUUUUCCAAGCCAUGUUAGUGGUGUUUACACUUACAUGUAAAUUUUUGUAUUUUUAUUAAUCGCUGACCCUUAAAAACCUUCCUAUGUAACUUAUGGUUAAAAUUCUAAAUGAAAACAAAUAAUUACCACAUUCAUAUUGUAUUUAUACAUGAAUGCUUUUCUGAUUAAUAGAUAUAUACUUGUAACAUAUUUUUAAUGAUAUUAUAAAACCCCAAUUUACCAUGUAUAUUGAUGUUAAUGUUAUGCAUAUAUAUUUAUAUAACAUAUUACUGGUGUAAGUAAUUAAGUCUCCUAUAUUUUUGAAAAAAUUCCAUUAUUUUUUUUUUUUUGUCCAGUUUAGGAUGUUUGUAUUUUUAAUUGUUGAAACUUCUGUGAUAUUUAAUUGUGUAGAAAAUACAUGAAUUUAAUAUUAGUUUUAUUUAAGUUUUACAUCAAAUUACGUGGUAUAAAUUGUAAUUUUGGUGCUAAAUGAAUAUUUUAAAGCAACAAGAUAAAACCUUGUUAUUGUUGAGCAAUAAUAGAAUCAUUUGUAUCAUUAACAUAUUAAAGCUAUUUACAAUUUUUUAAUGAAUUGUAUAAUUUAUAGUAUUUAUUAUUUACAGUAUUAAUUAUAAGAAAAAAAUGUAUUUAAUUGAUAAAUAAAUGUUGAAGUUCACAGAA
Daktulosphaira vitifoliae (grape phylloxera) is the source of this 2755-nucleotide messenger RNA. Its product is annotated as solute carrier family 22 member 4-like. NCBI's taxonomy places the organism in Eukaryota, Metazoa, Arthropoda, Insecta, Hemiptera, Phylloxeridae. Gene Ontology annotation, molecular function: transmembrane transporter activity. Gene Ontology annotation, cellular component: membrane. The transcript is spliced from 11 exons. The coding region runs from base 259 to 1917 and encodes 552 amino acids. The record is from RefSeq and is a predicted model, not a curated record. Gene Ontology annotation, biological process: transmembrane transport.